AUAAGUUGACCCGUGUCCCCGCGGUCGAGCGCGCUCGUUCUGCUCGAAACGUCCGAGCACGAAAACGUUACGUUGUUGGUUUGUCGUAAAUUGAGUUACGUCUCGUCGUACGGCUCAAACGGUUGCGUCGUGUAUGGUACCGUGUGUAUGUGUGCGUAUGUGUGUGUCAAUGGUUCGUUAUUAACGGUGCAGUGUGGCCUGAUACAUCAGAAGAUAAAUUAUGAUGGUCUGAUCGCGGUUCCAACAUGACUGUGGAUUUCGUCGACUACUUCUGGGGCGAAAAGAAUAAUGGAUUUGACGUGUUAUAUCAUAACAUGAAGCAUGGUGUAGUCGCGAGUAAGGAGUUGGCUGAGUUUUUGAAGGAACGAUCAGCCAUAGAAGAAAACAAUUACAAGCUUCUUAGCAAGGUAGCUAAGCAAGUUGGCAAUAGCAGUAGUAUACAAGGAACUUUUGCACCUGUCUGGGCUGCUCUAAGAGGUGCGGCGGAGAAACUUGCAGGAUUGCACUGGCAGAUGGCCCAGAGGGUUACCGAACUAAUCAAAGAUGUAUCAAAAUAUGCGGAUGAAUUGCAUAAAAAACAUAAAGCUGUAAAAGAGGAAGAAUCGUCCACCUUGGAAGUUGUACAAAGUAUACAAAGCAUUACAGUGACUUUGCACAAAGCAAAAGAUAUGUGUAUGCAAAAGGGUCUUGAAUUGGAAAAAUUGAGGAAAGAAAAUGCCAGCCAGAAAGAAUUAGAAAAAGCAGAAAUAAAAUUUAAAAAGACACAGGACGAUUAUAAAACUUUAGUAGACAAAUACGUGGUCAUAAGAAACGAUUUUCAAACAAAAAUGACUCAGGCGUGCAGGCGAUUCCAAGAUGUAGAGGAGACACACUUGAAACAUAUGAAGGAAUUCUUGAAUAUCUAUGCAGAUGUCUUGCAAACAAAUCACGAGCAAGUCGGCCAAGUCCAUAUUGACUUCAAACGUCAAUGUCUUGACAUGACGGUGGACAAGUUACUGGAACAGUUUGUUCAGAACAAGUACACAGGUUUCGAGAAGCCAGGUAUGAUCGAAUACGAAGAAGUCAUGACAAGUUUAGCAGAUAUGACCAGUCAUUCGCAAUCGGAUAGCAAUGUUGAGACACCCAAGGAAACAUCCAAAGGAGCUAACGGGGAAACAGGAGUCGCUGGGUUUCUUCGCAGCAGGAGAGAAAAGCGCAAGGAAAAGAAGGCGAAAAAGAAGAAGGAUGUCGUGGAGACUAGCAGCAACAAAGAAGAAAAGUCUGACCUGGAGGACAAGGAGGACAAGGAGGACAGCAGAAAGUCCGAGACACCAACGCCGGAAGUGGACGAAGAUGGUUUCUGUAUCCCGCCAAAGUCAGAUCCGUGGGAGAACGAGAAGGGAUUCUACUCCAGCUCAGAUACCGACUCCGAGGACGAGAGAAAGAUAAGGGUGGAAAUAAAGCCUCUGAGCAACGGAGGAGCACCGAUGAGCGCCAGCGUGGACGAGCUGAGGGCAACGGUGGAGAAUUUAUCGUUAUCGCCUGCACCGACGGGACGCAGAGGAUCGAACACCGACUCUGAUCACCACAUGAAAAGGUCUCAGUCAGUGUCACAGCAAUUAGGAGGUAAGCCAAGCUCAGAUUUACUUGGCCUAAACUUGUUCAAUCCCAGCAGUACACCAUCGAGCGCCUCGACGCCGACUGGUAGUCAUCCGUACGCGCCAUUGCAAAGCCCUCCGCCGCUCUCUUCGUCACCGACGCCUCAACCACAGCCGUCGCAAUCCGCACCGCCUACACACCCCCACUCACGGUUCCCUGAUGGAGAUCUAUUCUCGGAAGUGGGAGACAUCACUCCAGCCUUACCCCCAAAACAAUCUGCAUCUUCCACUCCGACAGGAUCUAUUAUCAUUCCUAGACCGCCGUCCCGACGUGGUGAGGGCCCUUCUCCCAGGGGCAGGAUAUCACCAGCGCCUAUAUCCAGAGCAGACAGCGUGGCCAGCUUGGAGUUUCGCACGGCUGGCGUGGGGGUCGGUUCUUCCAGGGGUCCUUCUCCGCUCACGAUUGGCCUCGCGGAUACGAUUCCUCUGGCGGUCGCCUUCCACGAGAUUGUGCAUUCUUACUUCAGGGGCACCGACGAGACGCGAUGUCAAGUGAAGCUCAGCGGCGACAUGAUGUUGUCGUUCCCCGCCGGUAUCGUCGCCGUGCUAGCAAACAAUCCUAGCCCCGCGAAGCUUACGUUUCGCGUGAGGAACAGCAACAGAUUGGAAAAAUUGUUUCCUAAUAAUCAACUCGUUAGCAUGGAUGCUACGCAGACGACCGUCGACAGUACAAUUUUCGAAUUCAACAUGAGUGCCUUAACUACAUUGUUACGCAAACAGGCUGAACAAAAUCCCACGGCUUCCUAUUUUAACGUCGACAUUCUCAAGUAUCAAAUCAAGUGUAAAGAGGGCGCUGGUUCGUGCCCCUUCCAGUUGGUGGCGUAUUGGAAGUGCGAGACGACACACACCGACCUUAAGAUUGAUUAUAAAUACAACAGUCGCGCCAUGGCUUCUCCAAGUCCUCUGCUUAACCUCCACGUGGCAGCCCCCAUAGAUGGCGGUUUCAAGUCUCUGAACAGCAAGCCCCAGGCCCAAUGGCUGCCGGACACGAAUCGGGUGUUAUGGAAAUUCACGGAACUGUCGCAGCACAGCGAGGACAACGGCGUGGGCUCUUUGAAAGCGCGUGUUGAACUUGCACACGGUCCAGGGAAUCAAGGAACGAUAUUUACCCAGUUCAAUUGCGAGGGGACCACAUUAUCCGGAGUUGAAUUCGAACUUCUGGGCCCGGGAUAUAGAUUAAGUUUAGUAAAACGCAGAUUCGUCUCUGGAAAGUAUAUAUGCGACGGAGAUUCCGACUCAAGGAGCAGAUACGCCGCUCCGCCAUCCAACGUGGAUUGACGACUUCCGGAAUGGGCGCCUCAGUGGGAGAGUUUGCCCAUUUAAUAUUGGUAUUUGCUUGUUCAUUCACUGCCCAUACCACGACUAAUGUCCGUUCAAACGAAAUCGGCGUGGGGAAGCCUGUUGGAUACCAAAGAACGCGUGCGAUAAUGUUGUCCGAUGGACAAGUAAUUUGUACAAAAGAAACGGCUGAGCGAUCGCAAAGUAACCAAGGAUCGAGAUAUAUGUAUAUAUCGGUGUGAUCUGAACGAAGAGAACUCGGAACGAAGAUGUCGAAAAAAGAAAAGCAUAGUUGGACUUCGUAAAUCACUCGCUACCUGAUGAACGGCGUUCUAAUAUGUGUUUUAUAACUUGUAUAUUUUUCAAUUUUCUAUAAUAUGUCCUCGAUUAGAUUGUACUAUUUUUAGUAAUGUUUGUACGAUGCAUAAUGAGGCAAAACGACGAGGAUGGACGACGGGUUUAACACACUUUCGAAACGUCGGAUAAGCAAAUAGCAAUGGUUCGCAUAAAGCCUUUGGUGUCCAGCAUAUUUUUCACCACGACAUUCUCGCCAUAUUAUUGUGUCUAUAUAAUCAAAAUACGUUAUAAAUUUUUUUACGUAAACAAAGAUGCAAGAACUCUUUCUAAAAAAAAAAAACAAACAAACACCAUCAAACAGUACAACGUCUUAAUCUAUUGUUACAUCUUGCGUUAUUUUAACAUAAUUAUAUUAGUACUGUAUCGUUAAGAGAUUUUAUGGAGAAGGAAUGUAAAGAAUCUGUAAACGCCAAUCUCGAUUAUUUCUGUACAUUUAGCAUUUAUAAUUUUGCACGAACGGGGGUUGAUAUCGUUUGUUGUAAAUCUGUUCACGAAGUCCUGUUUGUAUAGCUGUACACAUGCGCAAAAAAAUAUGUGGAAAAAUUGAGCGCAAACAAAUGGAAUGAACAUAAAUGCAAGAGUUGUAUCGUUUUUGCGAUAAUUUGUUUGUUGCGGUGAACUCUAAAAUAAUUCCCAGCGUGUAAAAUUCUGAGGAGGAUAAAAAACUAAAAAUAUUCUAGCGCGUUUGCUCUUAUAGAAAUUCGGUGACCGCAAAUAAUUAUUCUUUAACGAGGAAGGAAUUAUAAGAUAAAACGUUUGUCGAGAUUUUAGCGUUGCGACGAUCCGUAGUUUUGCAAGUCACUCGCAAAAAAAAGUCUUUCGAAGGUUGCAAAUCAACGAUGAUCCUAGGACUAUGAUCGUUUCGUCGUUUCCACGAUCAAUAAAUUAAUCCAGUAUUUCUUGCUACAUUUAACUUAGAUUAAAUCGAACCGGUGGCAUUCGCUCGGUUCGCUGGUUCGCUUUUAAGAAGCAUACUAACUUCGAGGACGUUAACUUAGUCUUCUCAACUCUUCUAAAUGGGAAACGAAUAUUCUAUCUAUUAAUGUUUUUAACACUUUUUUUUUUUCUCUCUUAGUGUUCUCUUUACUAUCAACGUUUACGAAUCGAACGUUAGAGGCAGGCCAUUUCGUUAGACUGCAGCAUGUGCAUACAUACAACUUGCGUGUGUAUACAGGGUGUUAGGAAAAAUUUUAAUGGUGUAUUCUGGAGACCAAAAUAAGACGAAAAUCAAGAAUAACAAUUUCUCGA
This is a messenger RNA of Colletes gigas, 4520 nucleotides long. RefSeq names its product F-BAR domain only protein 2. Gene Ontology annotation, biological process: clathrin-dependent endocytosis; clathrin coat assembly. The record is from RefSeq and is a predicted model, not a curated record. Bases 246 to 2915 code for a protein of 889 amino acids. Lineage: Eukaryota; Metazoa; Arthropoda; Insecta; Hymenoptera; Colletidae. The transcript has 12 exons. Gene Ontology annotation, cellular component: clathrin-coated pit; clathrin-coated vesicle; plasma membrane.